AUGGAAGACACAAACGCUUUUACUACAACAACUACAACCGGCGACGCGGAGAGCAUUCCAUGUUACAUUGAAUCUAUAGAUCCCUCUUCCGAUGCUGUUGAUGAUCCUGUCAACGAAUGGAAGAGACCUGAAAAGAAGAAUCCGAAUACACCUGAAUACGUUUAUUCAGAAGGACAUACUUCACAUUGUACACACGCGAAUAUCGAACUGGGUAUCAAGGAAUUGAUCAAAGACAAAAAGGAUUCUGAUCGUGAGAAGGUUCUUAGUGAUCAGGGAUUGGCAUUAGGGUAUCUCAUUAAAGCAUUUUCGAGUUUGUCAAGGAAUAUCGAAGCUGAUAGUAGAGUAAAAGCUAAGAUUGAAACCGAUAUUGUAGAUGAGUACGAGAAUGAGAAGGAUGACAUAAACGUGAAUGGGAAUAAGAAUGGGUCAAUCAUUUCAGGAGUUUCAAGAGACGUCAAUUCUUUGCAUCAUACGAGAAUCUUGAUCUGGGAUCCAGAGACAAGCGAACGACUUCAUAAGUUUCGUACAUCAAGUGGUACUGUUGACAACAGUGAUAACAACGAUCCCAAUACCAACAACUUCAAGUGCGCAGGGUAUCAUUGUAUGGGAUACGAUCUCAAAUCACAAUACGAUUCCAAUAAAGGUAUUCUCACGGUCUGUGAUGAGUACAUGGAGGAAGGAAGCGAAGAGAAUCUGAUUUGCAAUGAUCACGAUUUAGACGAUUUUCUACUUAUGGAUAAAACUCAAAUCAACGAUUUCAUGACCAAUGAGAGUCAUCUCUUUCCAACAGAUGAACUCACAACUAUAACAGCUGAGAAUUGGGGGUACAAACCCAAGAUGUCUGAGAAUUAUAAAUCUCAAGUUGAAAGUAGCACUGAAUGUAUCACUGAACAUGUGGUAAAAGACAUAAAACGGUCAGACGAUUUUCUUGAUUAUUUGGAGCAACAAAUGGCCGCAUCCAAUUUACGACCAUGGAGUGAAAAGAAAACAACUUCAACUGGUCUUGUAUACGUUACAAGAUUUGCCAGUCUUCGUGAAAAGGAUCAUUGGGAUUUAUUUGAUGGUAUAAAACGAUUGAUCCCUCUUGGAAAGGACAUUGUUGAAAGUCCAACUGAUCACAUUCCAGGAUACAAUUUUCAGUUUUUGGCUGUAAAAGGAAUGACCAUUCAAUCUUCUAAGCCUAAGCCUGAGCCAAAGCCAAAGGGAUCUGAUAUUUUCGAAUUUUUGAAUUUAUCUGAAAGUGAUAAUGACAGUGAACAAGAAGUAGAACAACAAGAAGAGUGCAUUCUGAAAAUUUUGAGUUGGGAUAAAAAGACUGGCUUAACCAAACAUACCACGAAACCGGAUUGUGAACACCUUGAAUGUGUAGGUUGGCAUGAAUUGACUCCAGAGCUUAUUGGAGCAAUUCGUUCAAACAGAGGCAAUAGUUCUGAAACCAAAUACGAUGAAGGUGACGAGUAUCGUUGCGAAAGAAUAACCAAUGCUGCGGAUCUUCAGAUGAGUGCGAAAGAUCUAAGUGAGAUCUUACGAUCAGAAAAUUUAAGUCAUCUCAAGAAAUCGGAUACUGUUAGCUCAGCUGUCGCCUUGUAUCGACAUCAUCCGAAUGAUAAAGAUAGGCUGUGGCUUGACUACAACUUACCGACGGAGAGCCGACCUCCACUCCAGUCUGCAGUUGCUCACAAUACAGAUGUUCUUUGGUCUGAAGUUCCUCAUCACCCGUAUAUUCCCUUGAGAGAUCGGAAGGUGUCUGAUUGGGUAGAAAGAAUCCGAGAAGAGUUUGAGCCUGAAGGUAAAGAACGCUCCUCCCAUCUCCAAGAUAGGGUUAAAUAG
Messenger RNA from Kwoniella shivajii, 1830 nucleotides. RefSeq lists its product as uncharacterized. The transcript has a single exon. NCBI's taxonomy places the organism in Eukaryota, Fungi, Basidiomycota, Tremellomycetes, Tremellales, Cryptococcaceae. The coding region runs from base 1 to 1830 and encodes 609 amino acids. The record is from RefSeq and is a predicted model, not a curated record.